Penicillium atrosanguineum is the source of this 2343-nucleotide messenger RNA. Its product is annotated as alpha-galactosidase D. The transcript has 6 exons. Gene Ontology annotation, biological process: carbohydrate metabolic process. Lineage: Eukaryota; Fungi; Ascomycota; Eurotiomycetes; Eurotiales; Aspergillaceae. Gene Ontology annotation, molecular function: hydrolase activity, hydrolyzing O-glycosyl compounds. The record is from RefSeq and is a predicted model, not a curated record. Bases 1 to 2343 code for a protein of 780 amino acids.
AUGACCACAACAACAACCUCUGUCCUCGCCACGGCGACCGCCUGCGGCGCAUCCGUCUACCAGAUCCCCAUGACCGACGCAGCCUGCGCGGCCAAAAUCUCCGGCAACAUGACCUCCGUCUUCGACACCUGCUGCAAAGGCGACAGCCCGGUCAAAUACGACUCCGACUGCGGCAUCUAUUGUCUCGCACAAGAACAAACCGUCGCCGAACUCACCGACUGCCUGCAGAGCAAGUCAAACAACUACCGUGAUGUGUUCUGCCAGGGCAAGCAGAAUGCUACUGCCACUGUUGCUGCGACUACUACGAAGACUACCUCCACGAGCACGAACACGCAUUCCGGGACUGGUACUAGUACGAGCACCAACGCUGCGGGUGUGAAUGGUGUUAUCCGUGCGACGCUAGAUCGGAGGGUCCAGGAUGGCGUUGCCCAGACGCCGCCAAUGGGCUGGAAUACGUAUAAUCACUACUCAUGCUCCCCUAACGAGUCGAUUGUCCAUUCUAACGCAAAAGCACUCGUCGACCUCGGCCUCGCUGAUUUGGGAUACCGUUAUGUGACAACUGACUGCGGGUGGACGGUUGCAGACAGAACAGCGAAUGGCUCAUUGACAUGGAACGAAACAAUCUUCCCGAGCGGAUUUGCUGCGUUGGGAGAAUAUAUUCAUGACCUGGGUCUUCUCUUUGGAGUCUAUGAAGACGCGGGGAUUCGCACAUGUCAGGUAGAUAUUGAACAGGUGGGGAGUCUGUAUCAUGAAGUCCAAGAUGCGGAUACUUUUGCCUCAUGGGGUGUCGAUGCUCUGAAAUAUGAUAACUGCUUCUCUGACGCUGCGACUGGGUAUCCGAAUGUGGAGUAUACACCGAGUACAUCCCCUCGAGCCCGAUACGCCAACAUGACAAAUGCAUUAUCCGAGCACAGGGCCGUCCUUUUCCAAAUCUGCGAAUGGGGUGUAGACUUCCCCGCUCUCUGGGCUCCAUCGCUAGGCCACACAUGGCGGAUUGGCAAUGAUAUCAUUCCUGCGUGGAGAGCUAUCUUUAGAACAUUGAAUCAGGCUGUACCGAAUACGCCGUUCGCGGGGGCUGGACAAUGGCCUGAUCUGGAUAUGUUGGAGGUUGGGACGAAUGUCCUGACUAUCGCGGAGGAGCAGACGCAUUUUAGCAUGUGGGCUAUUUUGAAAAGUCCACUUACUAUUGGCGGGGCGUUGAAGGAUGAAGUGACGAGUAUUGGCGAAGGAUCGCUUGCGGUGCUGAAGAAUAAGGCUGCCAUUGGGUUUAAUCAGGAUGCGCUGGGGGUGAGUGCGGUUUUGAGGAGACGGUGGACGGAGGAGGGGUAUGAGGUUUGGAGUGGAGAGCUUGAGGGUAGGAGGAUUGUCGCUGCGUUGAUCAAUUGGAAUGAUGUCGAGCGCGAGUUGACCUUAGAUUUGCCUGAUGUUGGGGUUCAGUAUGCUGGCACGGUCAAGGAUGUUUGGGCGGACAAGGUUGUUGAGGGUGUUCAGACGAGUUAUACCUCAACUGUCGCGCCUCAUGGGGUUAUUUUGUUGGAGCUGAGCAACACGACGCAAGCUGGUACCUAUUCAGCAGAGCGCUUUGCGACGAAGAGCGGAAACAAGCUGACGUUCAGCAACAUCUACGCCAACACCACCAGCUCAAAGUACACCAUUUCCAUCGCUUUCUCUCGGGCUUCAGGCUCAGCUACCAGCAUCACCCUUAGAUCCCCUGUCAGCCAUGCACCUCGGACAAUUCGGGUACCGGCUUCAAGCGAAACAGUACAAGCAAGCAUAUUUUUGACUGCAGGCACCGCAAACGGUAUUCUUCUGGAUUCAACCAUUCCAAUUGAAUCAAUCCAGAUCCAGUCCCCAACCGGAACGUACUACGGCGCUCCAGAAUUUGCCCUGUCAGGAUCCACCAGUCUCACAACCUGUGGGGAUGGUUACUGCAAGCCAGUGCGCUCAAAGAUUGGCUAUCUCAACAUCAAUAACACAGCCUCAAUUACCGUCCCGGUCAGUAUACCAUCCAAUGCCUCUGGCAAGUCUAUAGCAAAAUAUGUGGAGGUUGACUACAUCAACAACGACAUUGCCCUGUCUACUUCAUGGGGAUACGGAUCCAACUCGAGAAACCUGACUAUCUCCCUCAACAGUGGAGACCCAGUUCGUCUUGAGGUCCCUCUUUCUGGUCGGCAUAGUGAGCUCUAUGGACCAGGACUCGGUUGGUGGGAUCCUGCCACUCUGGGAUUGCUCUUGCCAGGAUGGAAGAAUGGGAACAAUACGCUGGUUCUCGGGAAUGAUGCCGCUGUGGAUGUGAGCCAAACUUACGCCCCUGAUAUUGUUGGAAUGCGUGUUUUUGGGUAG